Molecule: messenger RNA, 366 nt
Organism: Strongylus vulgaris
Lineage: Eukaryota; Metazoa; Nematoda; Chromadorea; Rhabditida; Strongylidae
Source: the annotation of a GenBank genome assembly
AUGUAUCGAACCUAUGGUUCAAGGGCAGCUACUGGUUCGGUUACGGCCUCAUUAUUUGACUACACGUUCCCCAGACUAAAUCCUUGGCGGAAAUAUCGAACCUAUGGUUCAAGGGCAGCUACUGGUUCGGUUACGGCCUCAUUAUUUGGCUACACGUUCCCCAGACUAAAUCCUUGGCGGAAAGUAGGGCCUUGUCCUUACCAGAAUGAGUGUUACAAUUCUACCUCUAUUAGUGGCGACUGCUUGGUACAAGACAGGGCUACCCCCCUUAAAGCAAAGGAGGAACAACAUCUUUUACCCGGUCUGCGACCUGGUUUUAUCAGAGUCAAAGCGGAACCGCAUUGCGUCUUCUAUGAAGCUCAUUGA